AUGCACAAAAUCAUUAUAAUGGAAAAGGCAAAUCCAGUGACAGUCGUUUACGAUUACAAGAAAGAUCUGCGGUUAAGUAUUCAGCUAAAUCGUUGGAUACUGAAACCGCUCGGUGCCUGGCCGAAAUCAAUCAAGAUUUCAUUUAUAGAGAGAUACGCGUAUAUGCUGGUAAAUGUUAUUUGCGUCAGUUUAAUCGGCUUCCUCUUUGUACCCUCCGCAAUCUAUUUGGUGCUUGAAAUGGAUGAUGCUUACAAUAUCUUGAAACUCACCGGGCCGUUGAACUUUUGCCUAAUGGCUGUCAUAAAAUAUUCCUCAUUAAUCUUCCGCGAAAAUGACAUCCGUAAUGGUAUCGAGCAUAUCGCGAACGACUGGAUCAACACUCGAUAUCAUGAUGAUCGAAUAGUCAUGAUCAGGAGUGCAAAAUUCGGUCGACGUCUUGUGACGAUUUGCGCGAUUUUUAUGUACAGCGGUGCUACUUUCUAUUAUCUCGCUCUACCGCUGAGUAACGGCAAGAUCACGGAGAACGGCGAAAACUUGACGUAUCGGCCACUAAUGUAUCCUGUUGCCAGUAUGCUAGUCGAUGCGCGACAUAGUCCUAUCAGUGAGAUAUUUUUUUGUAUACAAUGCUUGUCGGGUUUCAUUGUGCACUCCAUCACUACCGGUGCAUGCAGUUUAGCAGCCGUGUUUGCGAUGCAUGCUUACGGUCGCUUAGAAGUCCUAAUGCAAUGGAUUGAACAUCUAGUGGAUGGACGAGAAGACUUCUGCGAUAACGUGGAUGAGAGACUGACAAUGAUUGUGCAGCAGCACGUUCGAAUCUUACAUUUUAUAACGCUGACGGACAAAAUACUGCGUGAAAUAUCUAUGGUGGAAAUUUUAGGAUGUACAUUAAGCAUGUGUUUUCUUGGAUAUUUUGUUAUCACGGAAUGGGAAAGAAAAGAUAUGACAAGUUAUGUAACAUAUGUUGUUUUAUACGUGUCUCUUACAUUCAAUAUUUUUAUAUUAUGUUACAUCGGCGAGCUUGUUGCCGAAAAGUGCAAGAAGAUUGGCGAGAAAUCGUAUAUGAUCGAUUGGCAUCGUUUGUCAGGAAAAAAGGGUCUCGAUCUCAUCUUAAUGAUCGCUGUGUCCAAUACGUCGAUCAAACUUACCGCCGGAAAUCUUUUUGAGUUGUCUCUCAGUACUUUUGGCGACGUGGUUAAAACAUCAGUCGCCUACUUAAAUAUGUUGCGUACAUUAACUAUGUAA
This is a messenger RNA of Cyphomyrmex costatus, 1242 nucleotides long. Its product is annotated as odorant receptor 63a-like. The coding region runs from base 1 to 1242 and encodes 413 amino acids. Lineage: Eukaryota; Metazoa; Arthropoda; Insecta; Hymenoptera; Formicidae. Gene Ontology annotation, molecular function: odorant binding; olfactory receptor activity. Gene Ontology annotation, cellular component: plasma membrane. Gene Ontology annotation, biological process: sensory perception of smell; detection of chemical stimulus involved in sensory perception of smell. The transcript has 5 exons. The record is from RefSeq and is a predicted model, not a curated record.